CUCUCUUUCCUCUCUUUCUCUUUCUGCAAUUCUUUCUGUAUAUCUUUUGUGUUUAAUGAUCCCAUAGUCUUGGACAGAUGGGAACUCCAGUGAAUAUUAUCGUUGGAUCACAUGUUUGGGCAGAAGAUCCUGAACUUGCAUGGAUCGACGGAGAGGUGACAGAUAUCAAAGGCAACAAUGCUACAAUAAUUACCACAAAUGGAAAAACAAUAAAAGCAGAAAUCUCAAAUAUAUAUCCAAAAGACACAGAGGCACCACCGGCUGGAGUUGAUGACAUGACUAAGUUAGCUUACCUUCAUGAGCCAGGAGUGCUCUAUAAUCUUGCCGCUCGGUUUUCUCUCAAUGAGAUAUAUACUUAUACGGGGAACAUCCUGAUAGCAGUAAACCCUUUCCAGAGAUUACCACAUUUGUAUGACAUUCACAUGAUGCAGCAGUAUAAAGGGGCCACUUUUGGAGAGUUAAGCCCACAUCUUUUUGCCAUUGCAGAUGACUGCUACAGGGCAAUGAUCAACGAGAAUGGAAGUCAGUCCAUUUUGGUUAGCGGGGAGAGUGGAGCAGGUAAAACCGAGACAACAAAAAUGUUGAUGAGAUAUCUUGCUUUCAUGGGAGGCAGAUCUGGCACUGAAGGAAGAACUGUUGAGCAACAAGUUCUCGAGUCCAAUCCAGUUCUGGAAGCCUUUGGAAAUGCCAAAACCGUGAAGAACAACAAUUCCAGUCGUUUUGGUAAAUUUGUAGAAAUUCAAUUCGAUAAGCAAGGAAAGAUAUCUGGGGCGGCAGUUCGAACUUACCUUCUUGAAAGAUCACGAGUUUGCCAAGUUUCUGACCCCGAAAGGAACUACCAUUGUUUUUACAUGCUCUGUGCAGCACCCCCUGAGGAUGCCAAAAAAUUCAAACUAGGAGACCCAAGAACAUUUCACUACUUGAAUCAAACUAAUUGCUAUGAAGUAGCAAAUAUAGAUGAUGGAAGAGAGUAUUUGGAAACACGAAACGCCAUGGAUGUUGUGGGAAUCAACCAGGACGAACAGGAUGCAAUAUUCCGUGUUGUAGCUGCAAUUCUUCAUCUUGGAAAUGUUGACUUCAUCAAAGGAAAGGAAUUUGAUUCUUCAAAAGUAAAAGAUGACAAGUCACUCUUUCAUCUCCGUACAGCAGCAGAGCUCCUCAUGUGUGACGAAAAAGCACUCGAACAAUCAUUAUGUGAGCGUGUUAUUGUGACUCCUGAUGGAAAUAUUACCAAACCAUUGGAUCCAGCAGCAGCUGCCUUGAGUCGUGAUGCCCUAGCAAAAACAGUUUAUUCUAGACUAUUUGACUGGAUUGUGGACAAGAUAAACAAUUCAAUUGGUCAGGAUCCUACUGCAAAAAGCAUAAUCGGAGUCCUUGAUAUUUACGGCUUUGAAAGCUUCAAGGUUAACAGUUUUGAGCAGCUAUGUAUUAACCUGACAAAUGAAAAGCUUCAACAGCAUUUUAAUCAGCAUGUGUUCAAGAUGGAGCAAGAAGAAUACACAAAGGAGGAAAUUAACUGGAGCUAUGUGGAAUUUGUAGACAAUCAAGAUGUUUUAGAUCUAAUUGAAAAGAAACCUGGGGGUAUCAUUGCUCUUCUUGACGAAGCAUGUAUGUUUCCCAAGUCAACACACGAGACAUUUGCUCAGAAGAUGUACCAGACAUAUACCUCACACAAACGGUUCAGCAAGCCAAAACUGUCUAGAACAAACUUCACAAUCAACCAUUAUGCAGGAGAUGUUACUUACCAAGCUGACCACUUCCUGGACAAGAACAAGGAUUACGUUGUAGCAGAAUUUCAAGCUCUGCUAAAUGACUCAAAGUGCUCUUUUGUAGCAAAUCUCUUCCCACCAUUGGAGGAUUCAUCUAAGCAAUCAAAAUUCUCUUCCAUUGGAACUCGCUUUAAGCAACAAUUACAAUCUCUAAUGGAAACCCUGAGCACAACAGAGCCACAUUACAUUAGAUGCGUAAAACCUAAUACGGUUUUGAAGCCAGGAAUAUUUGAAAAUGACAACGUUUUGAAUCAAUUAAGAUGUGGGGGUGUGCUGGAGGCAAUUAGGAUAAGCUGCGCAGGUUAUCCUACAAAAAGAUCUUUUGAUGAAUUCUUGGAACGGUUCGGAAUGUUGGCUCCAGAUGUUUUAAACGGGUCUGAUGAGAAGUUAGCAUGUGUAGCAAUUUGUGAUAGAUUUGGACUGAAGGGGUAUCAGAUUGGAAAAAGCAAAGUUUUCCUUAGGGCUGGACAAAUGGCUGAAUUAGAUGCACGGAGAGCUGAGGUGCUGGCAACAGCAGCGAGAAGAAUUCAAAGGCAAAUUCGAACAUAUAUCACACGUAAAGAAUAUAUUAUCCUUAGAAGGGCCACAAUCAAUAUGCAAAAGCACUGGAGAGCAAGACUUGCCCGUAAGCUAUAUGAUUACCUAAGGAAGGAAGCCGCAUCUAUUCGCAUACAAAAGCAUACUCGUGGAGGUGCAGCAAGAACAUCAUACAAGCUAAUACAAAAAGCUGCAAUAUCCAUUCAAACUGGGCUUAGAGCAAUGGCAGCACGAAAUGAGUACCGACGCAGAAGAAGGAACAAGGCUGCAAUUAUAGUUCAGACUGAAUGGCGGAGAUUCCAUGCUCGUUCUGGUUAUGAGAAUAAAAAGAAAGCAACUCUAACGCUUCAAUGUCUGUGGAGAUCAAAGGUGGCAAGGAAAGAACUAAGGAUGCUGAAGAUGGCUGCACGAGAUGCAGGGGCCCUUAGAGAAGCUAAGGACAAGCUCGAAAAGCGUGUUGAAGAGCUGACAUGGAGAUUAGACUUUGAAAAGCAUUUGAGGGUUGAUCUUGAAGAAUCAAAAGGACAAGAAAUUGCGAAGUUGCAGAACGUUUUGCAAGAAAUGCAAGGAAAACUGGAAGAAGCACACAACCAAAUCCUGCAUGAAAAGGAAGCGGCAAAAAUAGCUAUUGAACAAGCCCCUCCAGUCAUCAAAGAAGUAGCAAUCAUAGACAAUACCAAAGUGGAGGAACUGGAAAAUUAUAAUCAUAAACUGGAGGAUGGGAUAGCAGAGCUGAAGAAAAGAGUUGAAGAAUUUGAAUUGAAGUUCAAUGAGGUUGAAAAUCAGAGUAAAGAUAGGCUUAAAGAGUUGGAGGAAUCACAAUCUAAAAUCUCUGGACUUCAGGAGACCAUUGAGAGGUUAGACGCGAACUUGUCCAACCUCGAAUCAGAAAAUCAGGUUUUGCGUCAGGAAGCAUUAGUUGCUUCCACUAACGAGGAGCUCAAUGAAGAAGCUGAACAGCUCAGAACCAAGAUCAAAGAAUUAGAGUUGGAGAAUGAGCUUCUCCGUAGCCAAAAAAUGGUCGUAGAGCAGAUAACCACCCCAGAAAAGAUAUUCCCUCAGCUACAGAGUCUGGAUAAUGGUCAUGAAAUCAACAACUUUGAAACGCCAAAUGCAGAGCAAGAAAAGACAAAGGAGUUGGACAGCAAUGUGUCCUCUCUGACAAAACAAAAAUCAUUAACAGACAGGCAGCAGGAAAAUCAUGAUGUUUUGAUCAAGUGUCUGAUGGAAGAUAAGCGUUUUGACAAGACCAGGCCUGUUUCUGCAUGUAUUGUGUACAAAACAUUAGUUCAAUGGAGGUCUUUUGAGGCAGAGAAGACACAUAUAUUUGAUAGAAUUAUUCAUUCAAUUCGAGCUUCUAUAGAGACUGAGGAUAACAUUAAAGAUUUAGCAUAUUGGCUAUCAACGACUUCAACUCUUCUGUUCCUCCUACAAAGUACAAUCAAAGCAAGUGGUUCACCCUAUAAAUCUCCACAUCGUAAUCGUGCCUCACCCACCACAUUGUUUGGUCGAAUGACACAAGGUAUCCGUACAUCUCCUAUGGGCAUGGGUAUCUCCAGUGGAUAUAGUGGAAUGGAAGGCAAGCCAAGUGCACAAUCCAAAAUAGAGGCCAAGUAUCCUGCACUUCUGUUCAAGCAACAUCUAACAGCUUGUGUGGAAAAACUGUAUGGAAUGAUCCGUGACAGCUUGAAGAAAGAGAUAAGCCCAUUUUUGAAUUCAUGCAUACAGGCACCAAGAUCUACACGGGCCAGACCAACAAGAGGGGUGUCAAGAAAUAUUCUUUCAAAUAUUGUGGCAAAACAACAGGCAUCAAUGAUACACUGGCAAAGCAUCGUUAACAGCUUGGAUAACACGUUGGGAAUUCUAUCUGAAAAUUAUGUCCCUUCCAUUAUUACAAGGAAGAUUUUCAGUCAGGUAUUCUCAUUCAUAGAUGUCCAAUUCUUCAAUAGCUUACUGCUUCGGCGGGAAUGCUGCUCAUUUAGCAAUGGAGAAUAUGUAAAGUCUGGUUUGUAUGAACUUGAACAAUGGUGCAAGAAGGCAACCGAUCAGUCUACCGGAUCGUCAUGGGAUGAAUUACAACACAUAAGGCAAGCCGUUGCAUUACUGGUAUCACACCAAAAGACUCAAAAGUCCAUGGAAGAAAUCACGAAUGAACUCUGCCCGGCACUGAGUGUUCCACAAAUAUAUCGUAUUGGAACGAUGUUUUGGGAUGACAAAUACGGAACCCAAGGAUUAUCACAAGAGGUAAUUAGCAAAAUGAGAUCACUAAUGGCAGAAGAUUCAAUCAGCAUGCCAAACAAUUCAUUCUUGCUCGAUGUCGAUUCCAGCAUACCGUUCUCUUUGGAAGAAAUAUCUCAGUCGUUCCUUGACAUCGACUUAACAGAAAUCGAUCCACCGCCCAUUCUCCGUCAGAGAUCAGACUUUCAUUUCCUGCUGCAGCAAAUUGAUUGAAACAUUUCAUUUAUAAAAGGCAGAAUUUCGGUGUAGUUAAGUGCUUGCCAAUCCCAUUUUGUAUCCGAGGGAUGACAUGAGUGAUAAAGAUGUGAUUUUUUUUUUCUGUUUCUUCUUCCAUUUAAUAUUCAGGUGAUGAGUUGGUAUGUUUAUUUUUGAUUUUUUCAUUUGUGACAGAGUGAUCUUGGAAGUGUGGAUUUUGGAAGUGAUGAUGGUUGUAAAAGAAAACAGAAAAUAGUAUUUAUUUAUUUUUUCCGAAGAUAUAUCU
Molecule: messenger RNA, 5025 nt
Organism: Erigeron canadensis
Lineage: Eukaryota; Viridiplantae; Streptophyta; Magnoliopsida; Asterales; Asteraceae
Product: myosin-12
Exons: 40
Coding region: 78-4757 (1559 amino acids)
Biological process (GO): vesicle transport along actin filament; actin filament organization
Cellular component (GO): cytoplasm; myosin complex; vesicle
Molecular function (GO): ATP binding; microfilament motor activity; actin filament binding
Source: RefSeq, a predicted model, not a curated record